Aspergillus ochraceoroseus IBT 24754 is the source of this 813-nucleotide messenger RNA. Its product is annotated as proteasome maturation protein. Lineage: Eukaryota; Fungi; Ascomycota; Eurotiomycetes; Eurotiales; Aspergillaceae. The record is from RefSeq and is a predicted model, not a curated record. The transcript is spliced from 3 exons. Gene Ontology annotation, biological process: proteasome assembly. Gene Ontology annotation, cellular component: cytoplasm; nucleus. The coding region runs from base 163 to 675 and encodes 170 amino acids.
AACCUCAUCUAGCUUCAGCAUCUCAUCCUCGAUCUCUCUCUUCCUCCUCCCAUCUACACCACUGUUUCAAUAACAUCUGAGAACCCAUUUGAAAACAACAAGCUUAAUCCUAUUUUACGCUUUCAAUCGCUCCAAGUCCAGCCACCAAAUCCAACACUCAAAAUGUCUCUCCGCAUCGCCCCUCCAGCGUCUCACCCCUCCCAAACCUCCAACACCUCAACCCGCCAACAGGUCCCCCUCUCCCUCCCUCACCCAUCAAAAGGCGCCCCCUCCGCCCCCGGUCUCCCCGAUACCCUCCGCAACAACCUCACCCUGCCCGCCCCCGUUGGCCCUCCCUCAUCUCAAUCCGGGACCCCCGUUUCCACACACCCGCUUGAGGCCAGGCUGCUCGCGUGGCGCCAAACCCAGGACGCUCUGAAGAUGGAAACCCUGCGUCGGACUUAUGGCAUUGCAGAGCCUGUGCGCCGCGGAAUGGAGUUGAAGAUUGUACGGGAUGGAACCUUCCGACCUGCGGUUUUGGGAGGUGCCAAGGGUGGAAAUGUUCAUGAGGAUAUAUUGGUUUUGGGUGGGAGGGACGCAGAAGUUGGGUGGGAGGAUGUUUUCCAAGGAGACGAGUUCAGGGAACCGCCUGCUUUCCACGACGAAAUGGAGAAACGGUUGCGUAUGGAUUUCUAAGACGGUGCGGAUUGUUAGCCGGGAUGUUAUCUUUCUUAAUUUGUUCCCUUGUUUCCCUUGAAUUGUCCCUGGGGACCUUGAUGAUUUAUCAGUUCUACAUGAUACGGAUUCGAACUAGGCUGUCUUUUUUUUUUUGUU